Microthlaspi erraticum is the source of this 465-nucleotide messenger RNA. Lineage: Eukaryota; Viridiplantae; Streptophyta; Magnoliopsida; Brassicales; Brassicaceae. The record is from the annotation of a GenBank genome assembly.
AUGAGUAACAACCACGAAAUCAAGCAAACUGUUUACAUUAGCUUCAACAAUGAUGACCCACACGUCCCUUCUUUCAUCAGCUACCUCGACGCGGCUUUAUACCGCGAAGGGAUCGAUGUGGUACUUGACAAAACCGGCCACGAGCUAGAGAAGGAUCGGUUUUCCGAUGUCAAGCUUUUUCUGGUGGUUUUCUCGAACCUUUAUGCGUUUUCCGUGGCAUGCCUUGAGAACCUCGUGAGGCUUCUUGAGUUCCUGCAACAAAAAGGCCAUGUGAUAGUUCCGGUAUUUUACGACGCAAAGGUGAAAAACCCAAUGGAGGUAUUGGGUGACAAGUUUGCCGUGCUCGAGAAGUCGCAUUCUGCGGAUCAGGUGACUAAGUGGUGGCGAGUGCUAGAGGAAACCAUGAAGUUACAAGGCCAUGAUCAGUAUUCUGAUGAGCCAAGGUAUGCGAAUGCAACUUCAUGA